Messenger RNA from Theobroma umbraticum, 2857 nucleotides. NCBI's taxonomy places the organism in Eukaryota, Viridiplantae, Streptophyta, Magnoliopsida, Malvales, Malvaceae. The record is from RefSeq and is a predicted model, not a curated record.
AUCAGGGAAGACCCGCGCUUUCUGAUUGUAGUGAGUUCCCUCUGACUUUGUUUCGAUUUCAUUCGAUUCGUCAAAAACAAAAAAAAAAAAAAAAAGAUAGGAAAAGACAGGUGGCCGCUUCAACUCUUCUCUCUCUUUUCUGCCUUUAGUCUCACUUCUUCGCUUAAAAAGUUAGAUCCUCUGUGCUCACCGCUCGUCUGUCUCUGCUCUCUCCUCUUCUCUUCUCUGCUCCUUACCCAAAAUCAAAGCAAAAAGGGAAAAGAAUGGAAAAAAAAAAAUAAUUUAAAGGAAUAAUACCAAAAAAAAAUUCUUAAAAUGAAGCGCGUUUUUGACGAAGUCUCGGACGAAGAAUGGGAGAACCACUCUUUCAAGCCCUCUCGUGUUUUAAAGAAAAACCCUAGCCCUCCUCCAAUUGAAUCUUUCGCCUUCAAUUCCCGAACGGAGUCUAGUUUUUCCGACCAAAGCAGCGACGAUUGCGUCGAAGUCGAACAAUUGGAGGACGACGAUGUUGAGCCCGAGGACGCCGGGCGGGUCAAUCGUGCCCGUCGAUUCGUGGUUGACGACGACGACGAAGAAGAAGAAGAUGAUGGAAAGGACGGCGAUGAAAAUGGUUGUGAGGAGGUGUUUGAUGUUGAGUCAAGCGAAGAGGAGGAAUUGCAAGAGGAUGACGUGGUAGGGAAAGCGUUGCAGAAGUGCUCUAAAAUAUCGGCGGAGCUUCGGAAGGAGCUCUACGGGAGUUCCGGUGCUUCUUGUGAACGAUACGCCGAAGUAGAAGCUCCUUCUGUGAGAAUCGUUACACAGUAUGAUAUUGAUAUAGCAUGUGGGGCAGUCGAUUCGGAUUUUCAGCCAGUUCUCAAGCCAUACCAACUGGUUGGUGUAAACUUUCUUCUUCUGUUGCAUCGUAAGGGUAUUGGAGGAGCUAUUUUGGCAGAUGAAAUGGGUCUUGGGAAAACCAUUCAGGCUAUUACAUAUCUAACUUUGCUCAAACAUUUGAAUAAUGAUCCUGGUCCCCAUAUAAUAGUUUGUCCUGCCUCAGUCUUGGAAAACUGGGAAAGAGAACUUAAGAAGUGGUGUCCAUCAUUUUCUGUACUUCAGUAUCAUGGUGCUGGCAGAGCAGCUUACUCGAAGGAGUUGAGCUAUUUGUCCAAAGCUGGAUUACCACCUCCGUUUAAUGUUCUUCUGGUGUGUUAUUCACUUUUUGAACGACACAGUGUGCAGCAGAAGGAUGAUCGUAAAAUUCUCAAACGUUGGCGUUGGAGCUGUGUGAUAAUGGAUGAGGCCCAUGCUUUGAAGGACAAAAACAGCUAUAGGUGGAAAAAUCUAAUGUCAGUUGCUCGAAAUGCAAACCAGCGUCUUAUGCUAACAGGCACACCACUGCAAAAUGAUUUACAUGAGCUGUGGUCAUUGUUAGAGUUCAUGAUGCCUGAUCUUUUUGCCACUGAGGAUGUAGACUUGAAGAAGCUGCUAAAUGCAGAAGAUAGGGAGUUGAUUGGUCGUAUGAAGUCCAUGUUGGGACCUUUCAUCUUGAGGCGUUUGAAAUCAGAUGUGAUGCAGCAACUUGUCCCAAAGAUACAACGGGUUGAAUAUGUAACUAUGGAAAAGCAACAAGAAGAUGCUUAUAGGGAAUCCAUAGAGGAGUAUCGUACAAUUUCACGAGCACGCAUUGCAAAACUUUCAGACUUGCAUAAUAUUGUUGGAAUUCUUCCUCGACGUCAGAUCUCGAACUAUUUUAUUCAGUUUCGCAAGAUUGCAAAUCAUCCAUUAUUGGUGAGGCGAAUUUAUGAUGAAGAGGAUGUUGUUCGCUUUGCUAAAAGGUUACAUUCAAUUGGUGUUUUCGAAUGUACCUUGGACAGAGUAAUCGAGGAACUAAAGAACUACAAUGACUUCUCUAUUCAUCGGCUUUUGCUUCAUUAUGGAAUUACUGGUGGUAAAGGAACUCUUUCGGAUGAACAUGUUAUGCUUUCAGCUAAAUGCCGGGCAUUAGCAGAGCUUCUCCCUUCACUCAAGAAAAGUGGGCAUCGGGUUCUGAUUUUUAGCCAGUGGACUUCGAUGCUUGAUAUCUUAGAGUGGACUUUAGAUGUUAUUGGGGUUACAUAUAGACGGCUUGAUGGAAGUACUCAGGUGACUGAUAGGCAGACCAUAGUCGAUGAUUUCAAUAAUGACACUUCUAUAUUUGCAUGCUUGUUGUCUACGAGAGCUGGAGGGCAGGGUUUGAACUUGACAGGAGCAGAUACUGUAGUUAUUCAUGACAUGGAUUUUAAUCCACAGAUUGACAGACAGGCUGAAGAUCGCUGCCAUCGCAUUGGCCAAACAAGGCCUGUUACCAUAUACAGGCUGGUUACGAAAGGGACGGUUGAUGAGAAUGUUUAUGAGAUUGCAAAAAGGAAGUUGACUCUGGAUGCUGCAGUGCUGGAGUCUGGCAUGGAUGUAGACAAUGACAGUGAUACAUGCGAAAAAACAAUGGGACAGAUACUGUCGUCCCUACUGAUGAGCUAGUACAAGAGUGCUGACUGCUGCCAAUGGAUUUUGGGGUGGUGGCUGAGGAUAAACGAUCAGGUGAAUCAUCCACGUCGAGACUCAAGUCGGUAAAUUUUUGCUGCUGUUUUUGGGAUUGGUCGCCAAGGAGAAAGGGAAAAUGAAUAUCCUUCAGGUCCCUAGCCCGUAGGGCACAGCGACUUCUCGAUUAGGCUCCAAUGGUGAGCAAUUAGGAAAGCCAAUUAUGCAUCCAUCCUUAUGGAUCUCUCUCAAGUAAGAAUGUUUUGUUUUGUUUUGUUUUUUGUUUUUAUGGUACAUGUAAAACUUGAUAGGUCCUGGACUCUUUUCAUUUCAUCCUAGAUUUAAAGUUUAUAAAUUCCAA